Cladocopium goreaui is the source of this 657-nucleotide messenger RNA. Lineage: Eukaryota; Dinophyceae; Suessiales; Symbiodiniaceae. The record is from the annotation of a GenBank genome assembly.
AUGGAGUCUUUGUUUUGCGAUGCUCAGUCCGCUGCCGACAACAUCUUCUUGGUGGAUUUCAAGCUCUACAGCGAUCUUCAGGAUGCACUGGCAGACAACAAUCCCUGGGACUUCUGUGGCUUUGAUGGCUCCGGCUUUCCAGGCAGUUGCAGCUCUGAAGGGAAGGCACGGACAGGGCAGGCCAACUACAUCCCAGUGACUGGCUGUGAAGCCAACGUGACUGGCAACAACGUGACUGGCAAGGCCGUGACCUUUGAGCUCUUUGAGGAUGAAGAGAUGGAGGUGGAAGAGCUCCAAGCAGAGGCGGAGGAAGAAACGGAGGAGGUCAGAGACGCGGUACUGCCCUCGGGUACCGUGGCGGCUGAGGGCCUAACAGCCUGGUUCAGGAGCGAGGACGCAGGUCCAACUUGGAAGAGCUCUGUGGGAUCCUUCAAGGCGGAAGUGAACAACGGGCUUGUGCGCUCGGGCAUGCGGCACUAUGGGGCUGAGAUGAAACACAUCUAUGGCGACAGCCAAGCCAGCUUCGGCUUUGGCGACAUCCUCCCCAGCACCUACACGAUUUGCUCCCUGAGCGCCUACACGGGCAUUGCACAGGGAAAAAUCCUCCGGGCAGAGCCGCUGGGGCUGAAACGAUGGAUUUGGGGGUUCCAAGUCUGA